AUGAGGCCCCGGUUAUGUAAAUAUUUCAAAAUCCACAAGCGUUAUUCUUCAAAUGUGGCGAAGAAGUGGCAAAGUGUUGUUGGUUUAGAAAUUCACGCGCAGUUAAAUACCGAAUCUAAAUUGUUUUCUGGUGCUCAAAACACAUUCGGUGGCUUAGUGAACAACUGUGUGUCUCUAUUUGACGCCGCUAUACCGGGAACGCUGCCGGUACUAAAUAGGAAAUGUGUUGAACUGGGCGUAUUAGCAGCUCUUGCUUUGUCUUGUAAAGUCAACGAAAUAUCAAGUUUCGAUAGAAAGCAUUAUUUCUAUGCUGAUUUACCGGCGGGAUAUCAAAUAACGCAACAAAGAGCGCCCUUAGCAAAUGACGGUGUUAUACAUUUUCAGGUAUACACGCCAGGAGUUCACAAAAAGCCAUACAAUAAGACUUCAAUCAUCAAACAAAUCCAGUUAGAACAGGAUAGUGGUAAAUCACUUCAUGACGCAGAAUUAAAACAAAGCUUAGUAGACUUAAAUCGGGCUGGUGCACCCUUGAUUGAAAUUGUUUUGGAACCUGACUUAGAGGAUGGCGAAGAAGCUGCGGCUCUUGUUAAGGAAUUAGUUUUAAUUGUUCAACGGCUGGGGGUAUGUUCUGGUCGUAUGGAAGAAGGUGCGUUAAGAGUAGAUGCAAAUGUUUCUAUCAGACGCAAGGGAGAGCCUUUGUCUACCAGGACAGAGAUUAAAAAUAUCGGUUCCAUCCGUGGUGUAGCAAAUGCAGUGCGGCAUGAAAUAGAUCGUCAGCAAACUGUACUUGAAAAUGGCGGGAAAAUUGUCAAUGAGACUAGAAUGUGGGAUGCCACAGCUAAGGUCACAGUGCCUAUGCGAGACAAAGAAGUAGUCCAAGAUUAUAGGUAUAUGCCAGAACCGAAUCUUCCACCGCUCCGACUCAAUUUAACCACCAGAGAAGAUACACAAGACGUUAUAAGUGUACCACUAGUCAAAGACAAGAUUCCCGAACUACCCGCAGAAAGCAGAACGAAACUAGUCCAUGACUUUGAACUCCGCCCAGAAAUAGCCAUACAGCUUGUAAACGAAUCGACUCUUUUGGGUUUCUUCAACGAAUUGACCGCAGAUAAACAGAGAAAUCCAACAAAAGUCGCAAAUAUUCUGCUAAAUGAUCUCUUGACUGUACUUAAUAAACAUAAAAUUGAUGCAAGCAACUGUACUAUUCCCGUAAAACAAUUAUCCGAAUUAAUAGAUUUGCUGUUGCAGAAGAAAAUUAAUCUGAACGUCUGUCGGAGUGUUCUAGAAGAAAUUAUAAAUAGUCCGGACAUUUCUCCUUUAAGUUUAGUGAUGCAAAAAGGUUGGUUACUUCUCACAGAUGAAAAAGAAAUAACUGAAAAGUGUUUAAGGGUACUCGAAAACAAUCCAGCACUAGUGAAACAGUAUAAAAGAGGCAAAAUUAAAGUUUUGAAAACUUUAUUAGGAGAAAUUACUGCACCAGGCAUUGAUAGAACAAUAAGUGAUGGAGUUACGAGUGUUGGAUACAAUUUAGUAUACGGUGACGAAGACUUUGCAGUAAUCAAUGAAGUGGUUAAGGAUGAAGAGAAAAUGAAUGCUCUAAAGAGUAAAAUCAACUUGAACGAGCAUCUACCACCGCUUCCAGCUCAGGACGUGAAAUGUUUAAUGUCUGUGGAUAAAUAUUGUACUAAAUCCAUGCGGGAUAUGAAAAGUGUUUUAAUAGAAGCAUUAAAAGACGACUGCGCCAAAUGUUCGAAGGAACAAAAGGAAAGCGCGGGAAAAGUGGUAGCAUCCAUGAUGGCGCACGAUCCUGCCGCGUGGAAGAUGUUCCUGACAAGGUCAUCACUACAAAUGUUACCAGAGAGAAAAAAACCAAAAGAUGAGAAUCAUAGAUAUAAAAUUAUAGGCGACCCAGAGGAAAUAGUGAAUUCAAGAAAUAGAUAUACAAAGCCGGGUGUUAAGGUUAGAGUAAAGAGAUAUGUAGUGGAAAGGGUUGAUUAG
Leptosia nina is the source of this 1998-nucleotide messenger RNA. NCBI's taxonomy places the organism in Eukaryota, Metazoa, Arthropoda, Insecta, Lepidoptera, Pieridae. The record is from the annotation of a GenBank genome assembly.